AUGGCAGUUUUUUUGGAGGCUAACAAGAGAAGAAGACCUUUGUUCCUAGAGGAUGAGGAUGGAGAAGCAGAAGUGGUGGAGGUGGCAUCAAGUGGGCCUCCUAUAAGUGAGGCACAGCAAAAUGAAUCUUCUCAAGCCACCAAGGUUCAUCCUAGUUCAGGGACAGCAGCUAAAAGAAGGCAAUCAACCAUACAAUUGAAGGCUGUUGGUAACAAGACUACACAGCAAAAGACAAAGACCAUUGCUGAGAUGCUUCGAAAAACACCAGAAGAGGUGGUAGAUGAGAGACUGUUAGGUUCUUACCAGCCCACAAUUAAUGCAGCAGCAAAAAGCCGGGAGGAGAAGCAUUAUGUGGAUAUGCAGUGGGGUUUGUUCUUCUAUGAGUGUGGUGUACCUUUCAAUGCAGCAGCCGCAAGACAAUUUCAGAUUGCAGUUGAGGCCACAGCUCAGUUUGGUUCAGGGUACAAGCCUCCAACACCUUAUCAACUUGGGGAGCCAUUGCUUAAAGAGGCUGUGAAGUCAACAAGUACCAUGAGGGAGGAGCAUGAGAGGGCAUGGAAACAGUAUGGCUGCACACUUAUGUCUGAUGGAUGGUCCGAUAGGAGGGGACGCCACUUGAUUAACUUCCUAGUGAACAGCCCGGAGGGGACAUACUUCUUGGAGUCAGUUGAUGCAUCAAGUGAAGUACAUGAUGCUAAGAUGCUUGCUGAUCUGCUAGAGGAAAGAAUUGAUGACAUUGGAAAAGACAAGGUUGUCCAAGUUGUUACAGAUAAUGGUGCUAACUUCAAGGCAGCAGGCAAGCUUUUGAUGGAAAGGAUUCCUACAAUAUUUUGGAGUCCAUGUGCUGCACACUAUUUGGAUCUCAUGCUAGAGGAGAUUGGGAACUUGCCAACAUUCAAGAAAUAUAUUGCACGUGCAAGGCGCGUUACAACUUUCAUCUAUAGGCAUGGGAGGAUCCUUCAUGCCAUGAGGGAGAAGACAGGUGGGGCUGAUCUUGUGAGACCUGCAGCAACUCGUUUUGCAACUUCCUUUCUUACUUUGAAGAGUUUGUACAAGCACAAGGAAGCUUUGAAGGCUUUAUUUCAUAGUGAACAAUGGAUUGGGAAUAAAUUGGCAAAAACCAAAGCAGGUCUAGAUGUGCAGGCCAUUGUGUUCUCUACAGAGUUCUGGAACAAAGUUGAAGAUUGCCUUAGAGCUUCAGCCCCACUUCUCAUUGUGCUUAGGGUGGUUGAUGGAGAUGAGAAGCCAGCAAUGCCAGAAGUUCAAGCAUUAAUGAACCACGCAAAAGAGAAGAUCAAUCUGAGCUUUGCCAUACCAUCCAAGAAAAGGUUGCUUGACAAGAUCAUGGAGAUAAUUGAGCGAAGGUGGGAAAAACAAAUGGAUCAUCCACUCUAUGGGGCUGCAUUGUUUUUGAACCCAGGGAAGCUCCAUCCUCUCAUAAGAAAAAAUGAUGAUGCAACUGUUGGACAGCUAAGAGGUUGCUUUCUUGAUGUACUUGCAAGAAUGGUGGAGGAUGAGGAAACUAGAGACAAGAUCAAUGCUCAAGCCAUGGAUUAUGAAUUUCUUCGAGGAGAUGCUUUUUCAAACAAAAUGGCCCAGCAAAACCUUGAGUCUUUGAGCCCUCUUGAUUGGUGGCAUUCAUAUGGUGGCCGUGCUAUUGAGCUACAAAGGUUUGCUAAGCGUGUGGUCAGUCUUUGUGCUUCAUCAUCUGGUUGUGAGCGCAAUUGGAGCACCUUUGAAUUUAUCCACACAAAGAAAAGGAACCAGUUGUUGCAUAAGAGGUUAAAUUCUAUUGUCUUUGUUUCCUACAACCGAAAGAUGAAAACUAGGUUCCAGAAAUUGAGGCAGAAGAAAGGUAAAGGCUUUGAUCCUUUGGUUGUUGAGGAGUUUGAUUGGGACAAUGAGUGGGCUAACUCACUGCAUGUGCCCCCUCAUGGUGCUCGUGGCUGUGAGUGUGACCUUACAUGGGACCUUGUUGAUGAAGCUAUUGGAGCAUCAGAGUUACUUCGUGGCAGAAAUUUACCAAGAACAGCCCACAACAAGCGUGCUAGAAAUUCUGCACCUAUUGGGGUUCAGGAGGAGCUAGGUUCAGAAAAUGAGGAUGAAGAAAAUCAAGAUCCCUACGAUGACGCAGAUGUGAUAGAUUGUGAGGAUGAUCAUUGUGAUGCCAAUGGUAGUGGAGGAGAUGAGGAGGCAGCCAACAUCAUUGGAGAGUUUGAUGAUGGCUAUUGA
This is a messenger RNA of Miscanthus lutarioriparius, 2232 nucleotides long. NCBI's taxonomy places the organism in Eukaryota, Viridiplantae, Streptophyta, Magnoliopsida, Poales, Poaceae. The record is from the annotation of a GenBank genome assembly.